AUGCCCAGAACGCUGAGGGAUGUUUUGGCCACCCUCACCUGCCUCCAGCUCCUUCUGCCCCUCGCCGCCGUGGAUUCCCUGCCCCUCACGUGGGACCAGGACAGGCUCCAGCUGGAAGCCGUCAAAAAGGGGAUCCUGGAGCGGCUGGGAAUGCCGGCUCCCCCCGUCAUCCGGCACCAGCCGGACCAGGAGAGCAUCCAGAGAGCGCAGCGGCUCUACCAGCAGAAAGUGGCAGAGCUGGCAGGGAACUGGAGCCGGGAAGAGGAGGAGGAGGAGGAAUCCAUGUCCAGGACCCGGCGUUUGCACCGCCUGACCCCCACCCUGCUGCGCUGGCCGGACAUCCCGCAGGGAAACGGGGACUCCCAGGGACACCAGGACCCCCGCGGUCCCUACCGCUACCACCUCCUGCUCUCCCGCACCGAGGAAUUCCAGCGGCAGCUCCGGGUGGUCCAGGCGGAGCUGAAGCUCUUCAAGCGGUCGCCGGCGCCCCCCGAGAUGUCCCCGCGCGGCGCCUCGGUGCCCCCCCGGGUCACCGUCUACGCCCUGCAGGGGGACGAGGAGACCCCCCAGGUCGUGCAGAGCCAAGAGCUGGACCCCGAUUCCCGGAGCCUGGAUGUGACAGCAGCCAUCCAGCCCUGGGUGGCCGGUCCUGAGGCCACGCUGCGCCUGGAGCUGGACUUCACAGCCAACGUCUCGGCCGCACUGGCCACCUCAGAGGGGGAGACGCUGGUGCUGGAGGUGGAAACCCGGGAGAACACGGCUCGGGGGGCCAGGAGAGCCCGGGGGCUGGAGGAGGAGUGCGGGAAGAGCGAUGGGAAGUGCUGCCUGAAGUCGCUGAAGGUCUCCUUCCAGGACAUCGGCUGGUCGGACUGGGUCAUCGCCCCCCACAGCUACUACAUGAGGUUCUGCGAGGGUUCCUGCCCCCACAACUACAAGCCGGCCAACAUGCACGCCCAGAUCAAAUCCCGGGUGCAUUCCCUGUCCAAGGCCACCCCCCCUCCCUGCUGUGUCCCUGCUGGGUACGACCCCAUGGUGCUGAUGCACUACGACGGCGAGGGCAGGCUGGUCUCCAGUGUCUUCGAGGACAUGCUGGUCACCGGGUGCCACUGUGCCUGAUGGCAUCGCCGGUGCCUCCAACUGGGAUGUGUCACUGCCCAGGUGAGGCCUCCUGGCAGCUCCA
Molecule: messenger RNA, 1180 nt
Organism: Chiroxiphia lanceolata (lance-tailed manakin)
Lineage: Eukaryota; Metazoa; Chordata; Aves; Passeriformes; Pipridae
Product: growth/differentiation factor 15-like
Exons: 2
Coding region: 1-1116 (371 amino acids)
Biological process (GO): SMAD protein signal transduction
Cellular component (GO): extracellular region
Molecular function (GO): cytokine activity; growth factor activity
Source: RefSeq, a predicted model, not a curated record